GCUUAACGUGCCUUGUCCCCUCCCGCCAUGUCGCGCUACAGGGACGCGCUGAAUGCGCUCUCCGCGCGGACAGGCGCGCCCAUAUCCUCCCUCGUUAUCUCCUUCGGCCUUCUACACGAAGUCACGGCCAUCGUCCCACUGGUGGGAGUAUUCUACGCGGCACGCUCCUUCGGUCUGGGCGAGCGCGUCGUGCAAGCCGUGAUUCGGGACACGAACCCCUCGACUACAUCCGAGGACUCCCCCACGCUCGCCUACGUGCACCGCACCUUCCGCGACUGGGUCGAGCAGGGCGACGCAUGGGCCGAGCGCGUCGGGAGGCGGUACGGCGUCUUCGGGUUCGAGAAGCGCGCGCCGGGCGCGGCUGCGUCUGCCUCAACCGACGCAUCUGCCUCUCCCUCGACCGAUGGAUCACGACCACGGAUUACGGGCGACGUAGCGAACGCGGUUCUGGCGUAUGGGGUGACGAAGGCUGCUGCUCCCUUGCGGGUAGCCCUUUCCCUCUAUCUCAGCCCGGCGGUUGCUCGCGGCGUCGUCAUACCCAUCACUCGCACAUUCGUUAAUGUCUUCCGGCGACGAAAGUGAUCAGUUUACGGAUCGCGAACUGGGUUGAUCAUUGUCGGAGCGGACUACGACUUCAAUUAUUACGGUGCAACAGAAAUGGUAUGGAUGGAUGUGUAAGUACAGAUGCUCUAAUUCUAUGCAUAUUUAUAAGAACAGGAA
Schizophyllum commune H4-8 is the source of this 720-nucleotide messenger RNA. RefSeq lists its product as uncharacterized. NCBI's taxonomy places the organism in Eukaryota, Fungi, Basidiomycota, Agaricomycetes, Agaricales, Schizophyllaceae. The coding region runs from base 28 to 582 and encodes 184 amino acids. Gene Ontology annotation, cellular component: mitochondrion. The record is from RefSeq and is a predicted model, not a curated record. The transcript has 3 exons.